Molecule: messenger RNA, 1068 nt
Organism: Lotus japonicus
Lineage: Eukaryota; Viridiplantae; Streptophyta; Magnoliopsida; Fabales; Fabaceae
Exons: 2
Coding region: 1-1068 (355 amino acids)
Biological process (GO): DNA repair; telomere maintenance
Molecular function (GO): DNA helicase activity
Source: RefSeq, a predicted model, not a curated record
AUGAGAUUUACCAAUAAAAACAGCAACAACAAGCAUUUUGGAGGAAAGAUUGUUGUGUUAGGUGGAGACUUUAGGCAAAUUUUACCAGUAAUGCCUAAAGGUAGAAGGGAGGAUAUUGUCCACGCCACCAUCAAUGCUUCUUAUCUUUGGGAUCAUUGUCAUGUGCUUACAUUAACAAAAAACAUGAGGCUACAAACUGGAAGAUCAGCUGCAGAGGUUGAUGAGCUAAAAAAAUUUUCAGAGUGGAUAUUAAGCAUAGGAGAUGGAAAUGCAGGUAAGCAGGUAGAAGACGAAACAAUCCUAGACAUCCCUCACGAUCUUUUGAUCCCACAUUCAGGUGAUGCAAUGGCUUCUAUUGUCAACUCUACUUAUCCGUCUUUCCUUCAGGACUACGAAAAUCCAAAGUUUUUCCAAGAUUGUGCUAUUUUAUCUCCUACAAAUGAGAUUGUUGAUAGUUUGAAUGAAUAUAUGAUGUCAUUGUUGCCUAGAGAUGAGAAAACUUAUUUGAGUGCGGAUAACACAUGUUCAUCAGACAUCAAUUAUGACAGUCAAGAUGAUACCCAUACACCGGAGUUUUUAAACACAAUAAACUCUUCAGGCUUGCCUAAUCAUCUGUUAAAGCUAAAAAAAGGAGCUCUGGUGAUGCUUUUAAGAAACAUCGACCAAUCAGCUGGAUUGUGCAAUGGUACACGUCUGAUUAUCACUGAAAUGGGCAAAUAUGUUUUGGAAGGCAAGGUUAUAUCAAAAACAAAUGCCGGAAAAAGGGUGGCUACACCAAGGUUAACCUUAACCCCAUCAGAUAGGAGAAUUCCUUUCAAGUUUCAAAGGAGACAAUUCCCUAUAGCGCUCUCUUUUGCCAUGACAAUAAACAAAAGUCAAGGACAAUCUCUAAAGAGCGUGGGGUUAUAUUUGCCAAAACCGGUGUUUUCACAUGGCCAGUUAUAUGUAGCCUUCUCUAGAGUCACCCAUCGUAAAGGAUUAAAAAUCCUCAUUUGCGAUGGUGACGACAGUAAUUCAAAUAGUACUUCUAAUGUAGUUUACAAAGAAGUGUUUCGCAAUCUAGUGUGA